Messenger RNA from Mytilus californianus (California mussel), 1857 nucleotides. Its product is annotated as E3 SUMO-protein ligase KIAA1586-like. The coding region runs from base 868 to 1857 and encodes 329 amino acids. The record is from RefSeq and is a predicted model, not a curated record. The transcript has 5 exons. NCBI's taxonomy places the organism in Eukaryota, Metazoa, Mollusca, Bivalvia, Mytilida, Mytilidae.
AUGGUCGGUCCUGUCGGUCCUGACCGCCAAAAUGAGGCUCGGACCUGUAUUUUGUACACUAACGGCGGUCCCGAUGACCGAUGCAAAAACGGCCGUUGCAGUGCAUCGGUUAUCAGAUGUAUUCGCGGUUAAUUUUCGAGUUCGUUUUUUUUCAUCGGUCAUCAGAUGUAUCGGGGCUAAUAUCCGGUACUGGUUCCCUAAUUUUAUUAUAAACAAACCAGUUACACAUGUGGCCUAUCAAAUUUGUUAAAGGAGCUGUCCCUGGCAAACGAUCGGCGCCAGAUACUUCUGAUGAAACAAAACAAAAUAAAAGAAAGCAGUAUGAGGGGGAACGUAGACCAGACCGCUCAUUUUCUGCUAGUUGGCUGGAGAAAAGGGAAUGGCUAAACUACGACGCUGAAAAAAAAAUCAUGACCUGUUUGAUAUGCAUUAAGUACCCACGCGCAGGCGGUUCCAAGUGUAUUGAACACUUAAAAAACCGGAACUUAUUCAUCACAGGGUGUUCCAAUUUUAGAUUAAGUUCUAUCUUAGACCAUGAAAAGUCUAAAAGCCAUCAAGACUCUAUGGCAAAACAACGUGCAUCAUUACAACCUAAAAAGACCCCAGCAUACAAUUCCUUACUGUCUUUAAAUCAACAUAGAAGAAAGCAACUAGAAUUGAAAUUUAGAAACACAUGCAAUAGUGAAACACAACCGCCCUUUCUCAGAUUAUAUAUGGCUAAAUGAAUUGGACAAAAGUAAAGGCCUAGAUACGGGUGACACUUAUAACAAUGAUAAAGCUGCUGUAGUUUUCCUUCAAUCCAUAGCUAAUGUGACAAGAGAGAAGCUAGUUAAAAUAGUGCAAAAUAUUAAGUUUUUUUCAUUGACUAUGGACGGAAGUACUGAUGAUUCAUCUGUAGAACAAGAAUCAAUCUUUCUACGCUAUUGUAACAAAGGGAAAGUUGAGCAUAAAUUUGUAACCAUGGGUGAACCUGAAAGCACUUCGUCUAAUGACCUAUACAGUUUUGUUAUUGAACAGUUGCAUUCAAAAAACAUUUUUAGUGAAAUGAAUAAAUGUGUGGGCUUUGGCUCUGAUGGGGCGUCAAACAUGACAGGGGUAAGAAAUGGCCUGAUAACUCAGCUAAAGAAUGAUUACCCGAACAUUAUAGGGAUUCACUGCCUUGCUCAUAGGCUAGAACUGUCAUUUAAGGAUGCAAUAAAAAAAAACCAUGCCACAUAUGACAAACUGGUUACCCUGCUCUUAGGACUUUAUUACUUCUAUAAGAGGAGCCCGCUUCAGAGGAAAGGAUUAAAGAAAACUUUCAAGUUGUUAAUGGUACAAGGUUGCCUACCAAAGUGUGUAGGGGGCUCGAGAUGGAUGCCACACAUGAAGACAGCAUUAGGGUCACUUUUUAAAAGUUACUCUGGGUAUAUAACUCAUCUGCAGAACCAAUCCCACAAUAAUCCAAAAGCAGAGGGACUGGCGAAAAUCUUAGCAAGCCUGAAUGUUGUGGUGUUUGCCUUGAUGUUAUAUGAAGUGCUUGAUCCUCUUUGUCGCCUCUCUCUGACGCUACAGGCAGAUGAAUUCACCUUAGGGGAAGCUAUUCUGAUGGUCUUGUCAACAAAGGAUGCCUUAGCUCAACUACAGGGCCAGAAAUCUGAUAAAAUGGUAGAGGUGAUCGAGAGUAAAAGAUUCAUGGGGUAUACAUUGACAUCUAGGGGUUUUAUUUCCGUUGAUAACACCAAACUCAUAGACAACAUAUUGACUGCAAUAAAUACCAGAUUUAGUGAUGUCCUGCAAGAAGAUCUGGAGCCAACAGUGAUAAGCGCAUUGAGACUCUGGCCUGCGGAGCUUACAGCAGAAUAUGACAGAAGGUAA